AGAUUACCCGGCGUGCCUCAGUUGUUGUUAUCAACAUGGCGGCGGGCGACUCUUGAAGUUUUGUGCGAACGGUGAGCGGCGGUGGCGAUCCGCCGAAGGCAUUCGGGAAGCAAGAAAAAAAAAAAGUUGUGCGCGUAGUGACCCCCGAGGAGUGGUGACCGUUCGGAUUUAACCCCUCGGCCGGAACGCUGGACGCUUAAAUGACCCAUCGGCGAGGCCAGCGCGGACGCACAGAACGGAGAAAACGGAAACAUGAGUGAGCAGUCUGUGGCGUCGGCCCGGGCGGCUGUGCUGGUGUACGAUGACCACAACAAGAAGUGGGUGCCCAGUGGCUCAUCGAGCGGCCUCUCCAAGGUGCACAUCUACCAACACACGGUCAACGGCACCUUCCGCAUCGUGGGCCGGAAGCUGCACGACCAUGAGGUGGUGAUAAACUGUGCCAUCCUCAAGGGCCUCAAGUACAGCCAGGCGACGGGCACGUUCCACCAGUGGCGCGACAACCGCACAGUCUACGGCCUCAACUUCAGCAGUAAAGAUGACGCCGACAACUUUGCCGUUGCCAUGCUGCGGGCCAUCGACAUGCUCAACCAAAACAGUUCGACAGGGCCAAGGGUACAGCAGGCACCGCCUCCAGUACCUCAACAUGCGUCGCAGCCCAUCUACCAGACCAUCGGCAGUGUUGCGCAGCAAGAAGACACAGAUCACCAACGAAACUGGCAAAAUCAGCAACCUGUCCAUUACAUGGCAACAAAUGCAAUGGGCAGUUCCAGCCACCCGGCGACGCCUGCAAGCGGCCCGCCCCAAGCUCCGCCCCCUCCGCAAGCUCCGCCUCAGAUGCCUCAGCAAACCCAGCCCAAUGCUGUCAUGGGGCACCACCGGACAUCGUCUGCGCCGGGAACCAAUGGGGGUGCCCCUCCCCCGCCACCUCCGGGUGGCACUUCAGGCAUGAGUGUGGCAGUGGGUGCCGUAGGGGCCGGGGGGCCUCCGCCUGCUCCGGCGCCGCCCCCGUCGGGAGGCGUGACCUCGGGGGGAGCCCCGCCCCCUCCCCCACCCCCGCCUCCUCCUGGGAGCAGCCAGGGCCGGGAAGAUGACUCGGCGCCCCUGUCCCUCGCGACGGCACUGGCGAACGCGAAGCUCAAGAAGACCUCCAACAAGCAGAUAUACGAAGGCACAGACACGCUGAAGAAGUCGCAAGGGAGCGGGGGAGUGCCCAUGAUGGGCAUGGCCAGCAUGAUGGACGAGAUGAGGGGCACCCUGGCCAAGAGACGAGCACAAGCAGAAAACAGCCAUAGUCAGAGCUUUUUCGAAAUUGAGGAGGCCGAGUCGUCGACAGAUUCGCGGAGAACGUGGGACAAGCAGGGUUCAACCAACGGCAACAGCCCCAGCAAAGUGGCUGGCAGCGGUGCCGAGUCACCAAAGUCGGGACGCGGCCAGCGCAUUGGGUCGCUGGGUGACACGGACGUCAUGAAGGUGAACGGCGUUGACGUGCUCGACAUGGACAAGCUCAAGCAGGAGAUCAUGUCCGAGAUCCGCCGCGAGGUCAGCAAGAUGAAACAGGAAAUCAUUGAGGCUAUCAAGAUCGAACUAAACCGGAGAUAAGGACUCCACACCUUCCGGUCUUCUGUCUGCUGCCAUUCGGUACGGGACUUGAAACGUCGUCGUACGGAUCUCUAUUGCCUCUACAAGUCGCUACCACCAAAAUAUCGAUCAACACGCGAUUGGAGCAACGAGGGAUGAACUGACAUUGUGUGUGCUGAGGAUCACAUUUCUUGUCUUUCUUUUUCACUAUGUUUUUAGUGGAUGACUCUUCGAUUACUUUCUUUUUUCUAAUGUGCGAGAAAUGUAAGAGCUGAAUGUGCAGUGUUGCAUCUCGUUCGUCAUGCAUCUGUGCAUGGCAGCCCCGUCUACCUGUACUCGCAGUACUGUAGCCACCGUACACAGAUGUAAGCUCGCAAUGUGUUGUUCUCAUUCAUCGGGACAUACUUUCACGUCAUUGGCACAGCUUUUAUUGUGAGAGGGCUGCCAGCAUUGGUGUCAUUCUCAGUCCUGUGUUCUCAUUUACACAUUGUUUAGGAUACGCAGAAGGUAUUUGCGCUGUCUACAUAAGUUACGUAGCAGUCCUCUUUGGUUUUACAAAUCUUUCGUUUCUUGCUCCCAGCCUAACUGUAGCUUUGCAAAGGCACCCGAGUGAUAUCGAUCUCUUCCCAUUCUUCGUUCAUUGUUCCGCCUCGUAAAUUAUGAUCGUAGUUUGGGGAUUAGUACUUGCGUUUCUCAGUGUGGUAUUUCCAGAGCACAUUCACUUUCACCAGAGGCACACGUCAGCUUCAACCUCGAAUUUUCAUUUAAAAGCAAAGGUAGCGGCAGGUGCAGAAGAAAAAGGGUCGGCUUGCAAGAGUGCGACGCGUCGACGACCGCCAUAAAGCCUCUACGAUGUUUUCAAGCUAGUUGCUCAGUACUCUGGGUAGUUCGGGGUAUCCUCGCACCACUUCGCGGUAAAGAGGCGCGAAAUUUGUCCCUUCCGUUAACUCAAUGGAAGGGAGUUGUCACAGAGGGUGUUUUCGAGGAGUACCUUUUAGAUUUACUCCCACAGUGGAGGGGAGUUUUCAGGAAGGGUGUUUUCGAGGAGUACCUUUUAGACAGUGUAAGGGAGUUACCACGGAGGGUGUUUUCUUGGAGUACCUUUUAGGUUUACUCCCACGACGGCCCACUUUCUACUUAGUCAUCAGUCCAAUUGGGAGACGCGCGCGUCUUAAGAGCGUUCUUUGCUGGAUUUCGCGCGAUUUCGGGAGGGGCGCAGAAGAAAGUGAGAAAGGACACAGGUACCUUGUAGUAUGCUGUGGGCGGGGUUUUUUAAUUCUUGCCUUACAAACAGAGACGCCUUUUUUAUGGGAUGUGAAAGGCUUUUUUUGUGCAUGUUUGUACUCUUUGGAGGCGAUGUAAUGCUCGGCAGUACUCUGUCCCUCGAUGUCAGUGUCGCAGUUUCGUGUGUGCGGACGUGCAACAAUCCCUGCGUGAGCCAGUAUUGUGUGUACCACUGCGUAAUUGUAGGAUAAAUUGCCGACAGACUUAAUUCCUGCGGGGCUAGAGGGUGACGCGUGGUGGCGCCUUUUUCAUUUGUAUUGCACUCCCCCGUGAAGGACCUCUAAUGUGUCGAGUCUGUGAUGUUUAUAGUGAAGGAGAGUAUGAUUUCUUUGUGCACUUAAAACACAACUUGGUAUUUGCUUUUUGUGUGCGUGGGUGCAUGCAUGUGUGUGUGUGUGUGUGUUAACAUUGUAAUUGAGCUCUCUCGUUUCGCUGGAGCUAGGCGUACAGUUUUGCACGAGAAAUAUUGCAUCAAACUGUUGUCGUUUAUAGUAGUCUUUGCUUUCGAAUACUGUCUGCACGUUUCGUUUUACUUGACCGCUUUUUUUUGUGCCUUUUCACACUGUACACCAUUCUGGGCAGGCAAGUUGUUGGAUGCUGUAUAUGUGGGCGAGGCUCUGUUUAUAAAGACGCGUGGUUGCUUGCUAUGUGUCCAACUGCAACGACAUUCGAUAUUGGUAGUGAUGUGCAGCGCCAGGACGAAGUGCCAGCGUUCGUUUCACAAACAGCAUGUCGUGCAGCACUAAUCAUGAAAUUCGAAGUUACGCAUAUGCAAGUCUGUGAUGCCUGGAAGGGAAAUUUUGGAAUGCACAUCUAUUUGAAUUUGAAAUUUCACAUUUGUUUAGUAUUAACUUGGCAGCGCACUAUUGGCAGAUGCACGUACAAGAGUGCUUGUUGAAAACACCAACAGUAUUUUAACUAAAGAGGCAAAGUCUUCACACGUAGCAAGUAGACUUAUGUGCAACAGUCGCAUUUUUUCCAUAUUCUUUUUUUUUUCUGCAGCAUUUCUUGGGGCAAAUGAAGAAUUUUCUGAUGGAUAAAAGCACAAAUCAUGUAGCGAAAAGCAUGCUGCCUUGUAAUGACACUUUUUUGCGUCUUCGCCGGAGGAUUACUUUUUCUCAUCAGUUUGAGAAGUGUACACCGGCAGAUCUCAAUAACUUUCCCUGUUAGGAAUUCUUAGUUUGAAAUACGGGGUUUUUGUAGCUGUCACACUAGCCUAUGUACAAUCUAUCCCUGCCAGGUUCACCAACAUUGCUGAGAUUUUUAGCGCACCUCAAAUUGUAUGGCGCUGCACAGGGCAUUCCUCUGUCCAACAGUUCUGGGUGAAACUUCAGUUUUUGAAAGUUACGGAAUCGCUCUUGGUGCAUUACAUAUUCGGUGGCAUGAAGUAGGCUUCGGCAAUCGAUAGCUGCGCUGUCUGCUCGAAAUCGUCUGAACUUGUCUCUCGUACGUCGACGUUUGCAGAAAGUGAACUACAGAACGUUUGGCAGCACUGUGGGACCUAUUAACAGCCUCAUUCAACAGCAUCAAGCAUCCUUUGAAUUCAAUCUCUGUGCAUGAUAAAAGAACAGAGAGGAAACCCGCGACUGUUUCUUAGAGAUGUUCUAGAAGCGGCAGUUUCGUUCUUGCGAAUGUGGCCCUGCAGUGUCGGCUCGUUUCUUCCUGGUGCACUCAUUUCAGUUUAUUUCUUGAAAAGACAGUUUUUCUUCAGUCAGUUAUCUCUUGCUGGUCAAGACGAGUGGGGGUAUGGAGUAUCCGUGUGUGUUGUACUGUAAGGUCAAAGGAAUAAGCGAAAAGAGAGAAAGAGUGAAAAGGCGUUACAAGCUCCGUCAAGCUUGACUUUGCUACAGAACAAGUCGUCGUAUACCAGAACUGUGCAAACUGCAUAUUAAAGGUGUGUCCGUCGCAUACUGUUUGUGGAAACACGCAAAAAAAAAAAAUCUUGCGAGCCGAUCUCUCUUUUAUUUCUCUCGUCCAAGUUGUGCUGGUGCUGUACUGUAUCGAAUAUCAAGCCAAAUUUGUACAUAUAAGCGAGCGGGGAAACGCAGUUCUCAAUGUAGUAGUAGCAUAUCUUUUGUUCUUGAAUUUAGUGUUAAGUAUUAUGAUCCCAUCUUUUCUUUUUUCACUUCCCUGUGUUUCUUUAGUAUUGAGAGUUUAGGUAUUGUGUAUUCCUAGAAUGUUUUCUUUUCUGCUUUUUUCUAGCUGCACAGGUCAUACAGGCUGUCGUGUCAUUUGAUGUACGUAUUUUUUUGUUUCGCUGUCGACGAACACGUCAUUGCAGGAAUGCAAAGUUGUAGCCCUAUUGGCCUACCUUCAAAUGUUCCUUUGGGCUUUUAUUUUUCGAAAGGACAAAUGUGUUACGUAAAGUUCUUUUCAUUGCACAGUGCAUCGGGUGGACACCCUUUGGAUAAACUGGCACUUGUCAAUAGGCUUGAACAAUUGUACUAUGCUGUGUUCCGCAACAGCGUUGCAACAUUCUGAAGUUCCUGGUUUUCGCGGUUGCCUGCAUUUUUCCUACUUUUCGUUUUAAUGCCGACCUCGUUUGUUUUUCUGUUUUGUUUAUUGCUUUGUAGUCAAAACUUCACUUUUCCGCACUGUGCAAAAGCAUUAGGUUCUAGUUCUUCGUCAGCUGGAAGCCACGAUUUUGACGUCUCGACUCGCCGGUCUUUGCAAUAUCACGAUGUUCCUGCUAACUGGACGUACCCUGUCUACAUCGAUAUCAAAAAGCUAUUUCUUUGGCAUGGUACAAGAAUCUGUUCUUGAACUUUCCCUCCUUUUUUUUUGUCGUUGUUAAAGUUUGGAAAAAAUUGUCGCGGCACAUCUUGGAUGCAUUUAGUUAAAAUGUUCUGUUACUUUUGUUCGUCUAGUUUGACCAUUUGUUUGUGCUAGUUUUCUCGUCUUUGGGCUCGUUAACUUAUUGUUUGUUGCUCCAGCAGGCGACUUAUUGUACUCUAAAAAAGUUUGGAGGGCAGGCCGGGAGCAUAUUUGGGGCAUCUUUCUGUCACAAUGGCCGUCACCCUAUCUCGCAUGCCUUUUCUGGUGAUACCGCCACGCGCUGGGUCUUCCAGGUCACAAACCGCGUGCACGCUAUCGGUGUGACAGUAUUCCAGAGGUGCAAGCAAGCCAGAUGACGAUCAUUGCUUUGCGACUGAAAGACGUUCCAAAUACGACCUUCUUUUAGAGUGUGUAAUUUUGUAUGCUUAUUAUGAAGAUUGUCUUUUCCUCUAUGUUCGUCUGGAGUGACUAACGUGUUACCUUAAUUUACAUUGUUUCUGGAAGUGUCGCUUUCGUUUAGCUUGCAGUAUAUUUAUUCUAGUUCCCGGUUUAAAGGAUGCGCAUAUCGUGACUCUGUUGGUCACUGUCGCAGAAGAAGGAAUAUAGUUUUUGAGGCAUGCCUACAUUCCUGUUUUUUCAAGAAAUGCUCGUUUUCAAAUACCCGGUUCAUUGAUGGAAGUUUUUUGGACGUAUGACGCGGAGGGCCAGGGUUAUUUUCAAUUUUUUUUAUUAGGCAAGCUUCUUGAUUGCUUUUCUUCCCAGGCUUUUUUGUCCGUUCAAAUAAGUAGUGUACUGCCUUUGUGGUUCUAGGCAUUCUUUGUCACUUUUUCUUUUUUUUGAGAACGAAGAAUGUUUUUAUUGCACGAGUUGUUUGGCGAAGCUCAAUAUCCAACACAUUGUAAUGAGCUUUUUUAUAGUGUGUGUAUGCAGUGUCCUUUCUACUGUAUUAUUGAAACUGAAGCCUGAAUGAAUGCUUUGAAAAUGUCCUCACAGGGACGAAUUAGCGAGUUCUCAGCUUUAGAGGCACGUUUUGGAAUGUUUGCAUUUUGGGACCCCCUUUCAGAUUGACCCGCAAAUCGAAUGUCUUAAAGAAUUGUGCACAUGGGCACAGCUCCUACAAUGUGGGGUGCCAGCGAAGGCUUUUUGACUACUAAAAGAAAGCCAAGUCAUCAUGCUAGACUGUGCGUCAUGCAGAAGUGCAAGUGUCACGACAAGCCGGUGUAAUUAUGAACGUGAUACGUCAAGUUUAUUCUUUGGGUGCAAAUUCAUCUGUUCUGCUGAGUUCACUCUCUGGGUUCAGUUAGAGUUCAUCGGGCAAAACGUGUCGCAGUUUACCGUUUUUCGGCGAUCAACGUCGCAUGCCCGUUGGUUACGUUGCGAGGAUUCGCAGCAUUGCAGUGCAUCAAAUUGUCAGUAAUAUUUAACUCGUUUUUAAUUGCUUCCGAGGCACAAGUAUUUUAGAUUUUUACACCUUGUUGCACUUUGAUGUUGUGCUGUCCCUUUUUAAUUUGCUCGCCUCAUUUGUGCAGAAUCGUCGCGAUGCCAUUCAUCAUUCUAAUGGGUUGGUGUCUCGACUUUUAAACGGUCGACAGAAUUUCGUUCGUUCUGCCAGCUUGCCUGAAGUGCGAGUUUUUUUUUUUCCUUUCUUGCAAUUUUCGUUACUUGUGUGUUGGAUUGUAAAAGAAGUUUCUUUUACUGAACACAUGUGAACAUACAAUACAUAAAGAGUGCGAAUAAACAUUCAAAGAUAUAAAGCUUC
Messenger RNA from Rhipicephalus sanguineus (brown dog tick), 7396 nucleotides. RefSeq names its product protein enabled (gene ena). The record is from RefSeq and is a predicted model, not a curated record. The transcript is spliced from 12 exons. Gene Ontology annotation, molecular function: SH3 domain binding. The coding region runs from base 253 to 1599 and encodes 448 amino acids. Gene Ontology annotation, biological process: intracellular transport. Lineage: Eukaryota; Metazoa; Arthropoda; Arachnida; Ixodida; Ixodidae.